UCGCUUCACACUCUGGCGACCAUGAGCAGAGCAGCCCACCUGAAUACUGAAACGAACGAAGACUCUGAUUUCUUCUAUUUCCUUUCAGUCUCGUAUCUUAUCAACCAUACUGUUUUCAUUUUUUUUUUCCUUCCUUUUCCUUACUUUGUGAAUUGAGAUGGAGGUUUCAGUAAUUGGAUGUUCUCAGGUGAAGAUCGGAACUACCGAUUCACCUUAUUGGAAGCUUGGGUUUUUUAGUUCCAAGCAGAUUUUCACCAGAAAAAAUAAGGUUUGUUUUAAUCUUGCUAGAAGAUGGACAACAGCUGAAAUUCAAGUCUCUCUCAAGGCAACACAACCGGAGGUUUCCGGAUUGGAGAAAAUUGCCGGAGAGAGAGCGAUGCCGAAAGGAUCGAAGCUAGAGGAUGAAUUAAGCUUAUUUGUUGGGCUUCCUCUGGAUGCUGUUUCCCACAGCAACACACUGAACCAUGUAAAAGCAAUCGGGGCAGGGCUGAAAGCUCUGAAACUUUUGGGGGUAGAAGGGGUCGAAUUUCCCAUCUGGUGGGGGAUAGCCGAGAAGGAAGCCAGAGGAAAGUACGACUGGUCGGGAUAUCUUGAGCUUGCAGAGAUGGUCCGAGACGCGGGUCUCAAGCUUCGCGUGUCUGUCUGCUUCCAUGCCGCCAAACAAGCCAAAAUUGAACUCCCUGGUUGGGUGUCAAAGAUUGGUGAAGCACAACCAGACAUCUUCUUCACCGACAGGUCGGGACGGCGCUACAAAGAGUGUCUGUCGCUGGCGGUGGACGAUUUGCCCGUCCUCGACGGGAAGACUCCGGUUCAGGUUUACCAGGAAUUCCUGGAUAGCUUCAAAUCUUCAUUCUCAAACCUCAUGGGCUCUACAAUUGUGGAUGUUUCAGUGAGCCUGGGACCGGAUGGAGAGCUCCGCUACCCUUCUCGGCCGUCGGCGAGAGGUGGCAAGAUUACAGGAGCAGGAGAAUUCCAGAGCUACGACAAAAACAUGCUAAAGCAUCUGCAGGAACACGCCCAGGCGACCGGAAACCCCUUCUGGGGCCUCUCAGGUCCCCAUGACGCCCCCAACCACGACCAGUCGCCCUUCGCCAACACCUUCUUCAAGGAGAACGGAGGCUCAUGGGAGACCCCAUACGGCGACUUCUUCCUCACCUGGUACUCAACCCAGCUCAUGUCCCACGCCGACCGCCUGCUUUCCCUCGCCUCGACCUCAUUCUCCGACGCCCCUGUAACUCUAUCCGGCAGACUCCCACUCCUGCACUCAUGGUACAAGACUCGCUCCCACCCCUCCGAGUUGACAGCCGGUUUCUACAACACCGCCAACAGAGUCGGUUAUGACGCCAUAGCCGAACUCUUUGCUAGGAACUCGUGCAGGAUGAUAGUGCCCGGCAUGGACCUCUCCGACGCCCACCAGCCACAGCAAUCACUCGCUAGCCCUGAGUCGCUACGUUCGCAGAUCAUGGGGGCCUGCAGAAAGCAUGGGGUAAGAGUCUCCGGGGAGAAUUCAUCCCUGUCUUUGGCUCCGGAGGGUUUUGAACAGAUUAAGAAGAAUCUGUGUGGAGAGAAUGCGGCGGUGAUGGAUGGGUUCACUUAUCAGAGGAUGGGAGCAUAUUUCUUCUCGCCGGAGCAUUUUCCUUGUUUUACGGAGUUCGUCAGGAGUCUCAACCAACCCGGGUUACAUUCCGACGACCAGACGGCCAUGACGGAGGAAGGGGAGGGUGUUACUACUGUAACUUUAUGCAGGGUAUCAGAAUCGGAGAAGAAGCUCGAGGCGCAAGUCGCCUAGGAAGAAGAAGAAUCGGAUUAUCGUAGAUAAGUUAUAUACGACGACGAUAUCUGUAAAUGAUAGAAUAAAAGGGAGAAAUAAAGAUUAUAGAUAGAAUACUAAUAGUAUGAGUGUAUGAGAAGAGGUUUUAUUGUUUAUGAGUUUCAGUAAACAAAAAUAACGAGAUAUAUGUGUUAUUAGUAA
Messenger RNA from Nelumbo nucifera (sacred lotus), 1972 nucleotides. RefSeq names its product inactive beta-amylase 9-like. Gene Ontology annotation, molecular function: beta-amylase activity. NCBI's taxonomy places the organism in Eukaryota, Viridiplantae, Streptophyta, Magnoliopsida, Proteales, Nelumbonaceae. The record is from RefSeq and is a predicted model, not a curated record. Gene Ontology annotation, biological process: polysaccharide catabolic process.